Paramuricea clavata is the source of this 378-nucleotide messenger RNA. NCBI's taxonomy places the organism in Eukaryota, Metazoa, Cnidaria, Anthozoa, Malacalcyonacea, Plexauridae. The record is from the annotation of a GenBank genome assembly.
AUGGCGAACGCCAAUUAUUUAAAUCAACUUGGGAAGAACAACUCGCCCAAAACGACUCAUCGAAAAGCGAUAAAAAUCACACUAACUCUGUCCCUCGAAAGAAAAAAAACGGAUGAAAAUCUUAUUACCAUAAUUAUUUACUGCAGUACUGGUAGAAUCCAGAUACAAAGACGUUCUAUGCGUGCGUGGGGCGAUAAUAAAUUCCUUACAAUCAAGAAGCUGGUAGACCUAGACAUCGAUGAAAUAUCUCCCAAUACAGCAUCUAAAAACCUUCAAACCUUCAUCGAGAAUAUUACACAGACUCCAACAAAAAAACAAGACCGGAUGAGGUCAAUGAGAUGUCCCCACAAGCGACUCCAAAUCCCGCUGGAAAAUUGA